GAGAAAAGGUGCCCCAAAUGAAGUUUGCCACAGAUACCUGAAUUAUAAUACUGUUUGGAACUGAAAACCAAGAAAAUUGCACCUUCUGGAGAUUAGAUUCCAUGGAGUCGAAUUCCAGCACUGUGGUGGUGACUGGUUUUGGUCCCUUCAGACAAUACCUGGUUAAUUCUAGCUGGGAAGCAGUGAAGGAGCUGUCCAAGAGAGGCCUUGGUGAAAACAUCGAUCUCCGGAUCAUGCAGCUGCCAGUGGUUUACCAAAAAGCAAAGGAGCAAGUCUGCAAGAUAUGGACAACUCUUCAGCCACUGCUUACAGUUCAUGUUGGGCUGGCUUCCUCCGCCACAGCGCUCAUCAUCCUGGAGCAGUGUGGGAAGAACAAAGGCUACCACGAGAGGGAUGCUUGUGGUUUUCACCCAGAAGGUGCCUGCUGCGUGCUAGAUGGCCCAGAAAAGAUUGAAUCUACAAUUAAUAUGAAGAGUCUCUGGAGAAACAUCUCAGUGGAAGGGAUUGAUAUCAUCCUUUCCAGAGACGCGGGAAGGUACAUCUGUGAUUACACCUACUACACUUCUCUGUAUUAUGGCAAUGGAAAAGCUGCUUUCAUCCACGUCCCUCCAUUAUCUGAGUCAGUAACAGCAGAAUUUCUAGGAAAAGCAUUACAGACCAUUAUCUUAGCAAUGUUAGAACAGUGUGUGGAACAAAGAGAGAUGGAUCAUAGAGGGGAAAAAUGAUGAUUUCUUAGAAUGCAAUUCUUUACCUCUUAAAUGAAGCAGUUCUAAAGAUUAUUUAAAACACACACAAAGGAUUUUAUAGCCCAUGUUAUUUUCAGUGAAAUUUCCUUGCAAAACCCAACCAACCAUUUGCAACUCUUAGAAAAGGCUUGAGGGGAAAAAAAAAACCCAAAUGAUUGGUGGUUCAUAUUGCUAACAAUACAGUUGUUCAGAUUUCAGAAAGCGUGAAACUGGACUGGAAACAAUUUAGAUGCUUAAUCCUGGUUGUGUUGGUUAGAAAGACACGAAUAAAGACUUGCUGACCCCAGAUGGAUGCUCACAGCUACAAGGACUCAGCACAGGAUGGAUGUUACCAGAGGCCCCCCUCAGCCCCUGUGUGAGUCCAGAGUUCAGGCCACAAAAAACGUGGCUAUGGGAGAAACCAUAACACACUUGGGCAUUCUGGUAUGUGGAGUUUUAAAAUUCUGCCUUACUGACCUGCUGUAGAUUCUCCUUUCCACAUCAACAACAGGCUGUGACCCAGAAUGACUUCAGAGUACAGAGAAAACUGGAAACCAGCAGGAUCUGUAAUGAUCUUGGUAACUUGAAUUUCAACCCAAAACUGCCACUUGCCCCAAAUUCUCAGUGCCUGUCCCAAAGGAAAACCCCAUAGUCCUUCCACAGCCCAAAGGCAAAUCCCACAGCUAAUCUGUCCCAAGAGAGGCAAUCCUGGGGCACUGUGCUGUGGGGAGGGUUAGAGCAUGUGAGGUUACCUACAGAACAGGAACCAAAGCAGAUCCCAAAAUGUAAAACCCAGGACUCCUGCACAUCUCAAACAGCUCCGUACAGAAGUGCUGGUAGCACAGAGGGUCACAGCACUGCCCUUCAGCACACAGGCAAUGUCCAUGCCUGAAACUCUGCUGCCAGGACACAGGGACAAGAUUCAAUCAGUCAGUGGAACAGCACAGCAGCAGCUCAAUCUGGACACCUGGGAUUUCCUGAGGGAAACAAAAGCCUGUUCCUCAAGCACCACCAGUAAAAGGCCAAGACAAACGUAACAGCACAGGCAGCUGCUGGGGCUUUGGGCCACCACUGAGCCUUGUUUUAGUCAACAUGCUGAUGGCCAAGAGUCUGAGGAACUGGAAAUGCCAAGAUAAUGCUGGUUUUCUUGGCACUGUCUUUUCCAGUGUGAAAACCAGGUGCUGCCUGGCUGUGCCUCACAUGGGGAUCACUCUGCAGGUAAAUAAAUAAUUAGCAAUGCUCACCUUAUGCACUGGAACCGCCUCGUGCAAAACUGCUCAAAUCUCAGACAUGAAGGAUCCAAAAUCUGUGUCUCUGGAUGAAGAUGCUUUUGAUUUCUACCAAACAAUGGCAGUACUGACCUCCUAUUAAGAGUAGCUCAGUUAGAUGCAGCCAGAAAGGGCAGAGGAAAACCAGAGCAGCUUUACUCUGAGUUUUCUAACCUGUGCUUGCUUUGCAUAAGGAGCAACAAAAUCAGAAACAAGAAAAUGCAUACAGAAUUCUUUUAUUUAACUUAAAUCAUGUAGUACUGAAACUACUAGAAAAAAGCAGAGUAAGAGAAACUAAAGGAGCCUUAGCUUCAGCCAUUCAAAAUAGACAAAGUUUCUUCUUCUCAUAAUGUAAAGAAUCCCGAGUAUAUCGCAAUAACAGGAAUAAAUUCUUACAACAGAAUAUACAAAAACAUUUUGAAAUUUUUUUUUAUCUACUGAUUCAUUUUAAUAUAAACACAGGAAUUUCUUUAGGAAUAAUUUAUACACAGCAAGUCUUUUUAUGUAAUAAAUUGGCCAUGUUAUUUUUUAAUUUUCUCUUUAAAAAAUUUAAACAAGAAAAAUUGGAAAAUGUAUUUGCAACUGCAUCCAUUCCUUAGCACUUUCUAUUUUUUUGUCCCAGAGGUAGACAAACUCUGGCCAAUCCUUUCAUCUCAAACCUCACUGGUUCAGAAAACAGAAGAAGAGAAAGGUGUCCCUGUCCACAGCAGAGAGGUUGGAUCUUCAAGCUUUUUAAAUAACAAUAAAUAGGGACCCUGCCUUGCUCAUUUCAACAAAGCUUCCAAUGGUGCUCAACAACUUUAGAGGCUGCACACAAGCAUUUAAAGUGAUAAGAAAUUUGUAAAUAAUUCUUCAAUAGCCAUUACCAAAACCACCUUCCCUCUUUCCCUUCCGCAGUCACAUCCUUCAAAGCCCCCGUGGUGCAGGUGCUGAGCGGCCCCGAGAGCCUGGGGAGCAGCAAACCCCGCUCUGUUUCCCCACCAGUGAGGUUCCUGUCAUCCAUGAAGGUAACUGCCCUAGACAGCAAGUGAAAUGACCAGGUAAGAUGAUCCCACCCCAACCAGAGGGCUCUGGAAGACCAGGAUACUGAAGAUACAGAACAUUUUCCCAACUCCUUUAUGCACUCUCUGUAUGCUGGGUCACAAAGCGUGGGCGGGACGGGGGAGAGGGACAAGCCAUGAAUUGGACAAGUCAGCGAUUCCUUUUUGGCAUAUUGUAAAGCUAACUAGUAACUGGUACCAUGGAAAAACUGAUCACAGACAGACACACCCACACACAGACACAGAAAAGUGCCCUUAAAUUAUAUUUUAGGCAUUUAUAAACUACUAUCAUUUUAUAAAAUUAUUCUAUGUACUUACAAAACGCAAUGAAACAUGUAAUUAGUUCUUGUAAACCAGAUCUUCGUCAACUGACUACCCGUAAUCUACUGGACUUAAAGCCCUAUUGAAAAUGCUAAUUAAUGGUUACUAAUCAACGGAACGCAUACCCAAAAAAAUAUUUAUGAGCACACACACAUAUGCACACACACAAACUAGUGAAGUCCUAAGGUACUUGCAAAACAGGCCGACCGUAGGUGAGAGAUCUGUUCAGGCUGACGACCAACUAUUGUCACCCUCCUGGUAAGGAAUUUACUGCUCCAGCUGAAAUGUCCAGAGGUUCAUUUACAAGUACCAAUGAUCAGAAUUGUGACACCUGAGCAGUGAUGCUGUCCCAUGUAGAUUAAGAUCAGGGUACUACCUCAAACUUCUGUCAAGCCCUGUGUCUCUGCAAAUCCCCACUGCUGCGUCCUUUGUUUUCAGGUGUCUCCCCACAAACUCCUCCGUGCUGACUGACCCAGCUGCUCCAUGUCAGAGGCUGUUCAGCACCUCUGAGCAACCACUUCGGAAUCGAGGUGUCCUUCAAAGCCCUCCUGUCUAUCUGAGUUCUGUAUCUUCAGCACCCCUGGCCACUUGUGGUGUUUCUACACAUCAUUCUUCAAUAAUUGUCUGCACAUCUACUCAUGGGUUAAGUUGCAAUAUCUGGCUUUAUCACUGGUUAGUAAGGAGUGGAUCCCUUGCACCUUCCUCCACUGUUGUUCAGCCCAGUGAUUGAAUACACGGUUGACAAACAAAAUAAGAAUAACAGGAAACAAGUGUUACUUGUACUAAUGGAAUGAAAAGGGUUUAAAUAUAUAUAUAUAUCUAUAUUAUAGAUAUACAUAUGCAGAUAUAUAUAUGUAUAUAUAGAUAUAUAUGUAUGGAGUUACACCAACAAUAGGAGCGUUGUUCACUUAGACUCGGAUUGUACCCAACACCCCUCAGCAGUUCCCAGAGGGCCUGGCAGCAGCUCCCUCUGGUCACCACUCAUCCUACACAAACUGGGUUUGCUUUCCUUUAAGAGACCAAGAGGAGCAUCAGUGCGGCCGCAGCUGGAACCACACAGCACUGGGCACCGGCUGGGAGGAGCAGGGGCAUCACACAGGGUGGCUCCACACCUUGCACCGUGCUCGGCUGCCACCUCUGGUUCAUCAUCCCGCCCAGGGAGCCCCUGAUUCAGUGCCACGGCUGUGUUUGCACAGCAGUUGUGUUCCCUGCAGCCAAACCACCUCCUCUGCCACGGGCACUCUGCAAUGCCAGCCAGGAGAGCCCCCCAGCCGAGCCCUGCAGUCCCAGCCGCCUGCUCCCCUCGGUGACGCCAGCUCCUUAUCCCACUGCAUCGAAACAUCUUGGUGCCAUUCGUCAAAAUGCUGGUUUUCAGGGCUGGGUGGGCUUUUGUGUUUAAUUUAUAAACAAACUGGAUUACUUUAACUUUAUUCAAACAUAGCUGAAGUUCUAAAUAAAUUUUCCAUACCAGACAAGCCAGUGGUCUCAGGGAAGAACAACAUUACAAACCAUAUUAUGACUCUAUCAAGCCAACAUUAAUUCUCAGUUGUUCACAUGCACAAACAACUCGAUUUACUGUCCAAGGGAAGUCUGCAUGAAAAACCCAUGUGAAUAAAGCUAUUCAAAAUGCACAAAACACAACAAAAAAAGCUAUGGAAACAAACAGAACGAAAAGGGAAUUAAGCUUGAAUCGCAAACACAGAAUGCAAUGGUAUCAUGAAGGUGGUUUGGUCCAGGAGAGCUGACUGCCAUCACGCACACGGACGCGAGGCCUCGUGGCUGUCUUCUACUGAAGUGCUUUUUGAAAUGCUUCUCGUGAUGCUACGUCAUUAGUGUUUCUUCCUAAUGCAUUGUAAAACCACCUAUGUACAAUUCUACAAACCAGUAACUCGGACAGUUUUAACAAAACCCUCCUAGCCAGCUGAAAGAUCUGAGGAUCUCCAGUUGUGGUAAUCAAUAUGUGCAAGGGAGGGGAACAGCCACUGCACCGAAAGGUCACUAGAACAUCAUCAAACACGGAAAACCAAACCAAUCUAGUGAAAACUUCCAAUUUUGCUGGUUUCUCAGGACUAGGGAGAAAUGCUCCCUCCAAAGACAAGCUGUAGUAAUUAACCACAGCGCUGUGUAUCCAAGAGGCCGGGUGUAACUCCAAGUAGCCAAGCACCACAUUACUCAGAUACCACAACCAACACCUGCACGAACAGCUGCCAGAGCUGGAAAAAGGGAAACAUUAUACAGCAAGUUGAUGGCAAGUUCAUUUUAGUCCUGUGUGCUUGUAAACCAGUUACACGCUGCCAGAGGGCAGUUAAAGUUUGAUGGCUGGUCCAUCAGAAUCCACAGUUAUAAUGCAUAUAAACAGGGGAAGAAAAGGGAACUGACUUUUUACUGGCACAUUAAAAGAAAUCAAUUCCUGUUAGUUUUAGAAAAAAAAAAAAAUUUAAAAAUCAGUGCUCUCUUCAAACAGAAGCAGCAAAGACCAAAGCUGUAAAUUUGAUGUAGUAUUAUCAUCAGGCAGCCUGUGACAGGUUUUGGUCAAGAAAGCAAUACCAUCCCCUAUAAGCCAAUUUAUUUUUGGGUUCUGAUUUAGCCAGUUAUCUUUUUGAUGCUUGUGACAUCUGAGCAAGAGCUGGCAGAAUGACUUGGUCCAUUCUACUGGACAAACAGAAAGACCAUUCCCUUUAGUAUUUUUUCUGGACCUUCAAACAUUGUAAACAUUUGAUUUCUGUAACAGAUUUCAGGAAAUACUCACAAUUUGAAGUUUCCAUAUCAGGUCAGCUGCAUUUCCACUCAUCCAAACACACAGCAUUUUGCUGCUGACCCAAGAGGUGCUGUGACAGCAUAUUAAAAAGCCUCUGUGUUUCCUUAAAGAAUGGUCACCCUAAGUCAGAUAACUCUUGGAUUUCUCCUCACAACAACAAAUGUUAAAAAAUAGGAGAAACCCUUUGGAAUUGAGGCAAAUAUUCUGAGGUGACCCUCUGUGACAGGCAGUGACUGUUCCCCUCCAGAACCUAGAGCAUGUGGUAUAUGGAGUGAGAGGUUACCAGUAUCAACGGCAUUUAUUGGCUGCUGAGAAAUGUGAGAUGUAUUUUUUUUUUUAUAUACACACAUAUAAAAAAAUAAGAGUGAGGUAGAUAAAUGUUUGAAAAAAAAAAUCAAAAACUGUCCCCCUGUCAUACUCUAAAACCCUUAUCUCAGUAUUUAAAUUCAUUAUGGGGCAUCUCUACAGUGAUUUAAACUGAUAUCACAAAAUAAAUAAAAAAUCCUACAUAGAAUACCUUCUUAAUUAACUUUUUUGUCUUUUUCAUUUUCAAAAGGGAAAAAUAACUAUGGGACAGAGGCAAGAGAAGAUAAUGGGACCUAAACUACACAAGCAAAAAGCACUACAAACUUUUUAAAAUCUCCAGUCAAAACUAGCAACCAGUAUAUUUUAAUUAAUUGUUCUAACUCAAAAGAUUUGAACAUUUCCAUCCCAGAACCACCUCUUCCUGCCAUCGUUUGGUUGGAUCAGUGCUAAACAAAGGCCUAGACUGGAACUAAGGUAAGAUGAGCAACUGGUAAGACUCCUUGGGUGUCGGCUUCCUGACGGCCCCUCCUUCCCCUCGCACCAAGGCUUCUGCAACUGAACAAACAAGCUCACUCGUCUUUUGUUCUGAGGUUUGGUCUGUGAUUUAAGCCACAAGCUUGGACUUGUACAGGUUUCCAUAGCUGCCAACACUUCACUGUUUGCCAGCCAAGCCGCUGGCCCCAGCUCCGAGCUUCCCACCAGUCCCACGGAAACAGCGCGGGAGCUUCCCUUUGGUUGGGGGGGUUUCUUCACUGGGGGUGGGAAGUGCAGCUCAGGUGCCCUCCACGAGGGCUCCCCUCCACGAGGGCUCCCCUCCACAAGAGCUUCCCCAUCAGGAAGGUGAAGAGCUGGGGCUGGCUGGUGCCAGAUGAUCAAUGGCCACCCUAGGAAUGCCUGGCAUUGCCAGCUGCACCUGGCACAGCUCUUGUCCACAGGGUGAAAGUGUUAAAAGAACUUUUUAAGGAUCAGUGACCCAAAAGCCUGGUGUCUGCUGUUGUACCCAACUAAUAAUUUAAAAAGAAUACAUGUGUGUGUGUGUGUGUGUCUGUGUGGGAUGGGCGGGUGGAUGUGUGCCACGACCAGAACGAGCGGGGAGGGCAGGAGGGGUAGGACCCUUGUACAACAAUGAAUAUAAACACUGAACAAGAAUGUACUAAAUAGUUAACCUUUUGUUUCUGACCUGAGUUUGUAUCACGCCUUGCACUGUAAGAGACUUGUGUGCUGUCUGGGCAGAGGUUAGUGGGAAGGAAGGAAAACUGGGGCUUAAAAACACUGCACCACAGCACUGCCAGAGUAUUCCUGUGCAGGGUGUCCCUUCUUUCUCCUUGUCCCCCUCCAAAACCCUGUAACCCACACAGCCAAGAUGUUGUAAAACAACUAAUGGGAAGGAGAGAAAAAAAGAAAAAAAAAAAAAAGAAAAAAAAAUGUAUUUAUAAAAAGGCAUUAAACAGUUCAUGGCAAAUCAUAUGAAAGGUAUCAGUUACUGGGAAGGAGGAAGUAAAAGUUACACACUAUAGUACAAAGCAUAAGAAAAUUUGUUGAAGUGGAAGGGAAGGGAAGGAGGGCAGACCUGAAGGUUUUCAUAGAUUAAAUCCACAAAGAUAAAGAACAAAAAAAAUAGCAGCUUUUUUCUGUACAGACAUAUAGAUGAGUAUCUGAACCGUAAGAAAGUUAUAAAAGUGACACAAAAGACAAUGUGUAUGCAAAUGAUCCAUGGUCUAACAUAGAACUGCAAGACCCUUCGAGAAGUCUCAAUAAUAAAGAGAAAAGGUCAACAAAGCAUCAUAUACUUGAAUCCGGUUACUGCUUUUUUUUGUCUUCUCCAAUUUAUGUUUCUAGGUGUUUUUUCCUUGCAAGCCUGUGAAGGAAGGCAGGCUGCAACGAUGGAGAUCUCGGCCGCUUAUUUUCAGGUUUUCAUAAUUCAUUUUUGGCGGGCGGUUGACUUUUUUUGUACACCUAUUUGUUUAGCUCACCACUGCCAGUUUUGUCCAGAAUUCACUGGGAUGGGGACAGGGGUGGAGGGAGGGCUGGUUCUUUACCCCAUCCCUUUUAUCUUCUCCAUCACAAGAAAAAAAAAAAAAUCACAUUUUGUCCAGUUUUGAAAAAAAUAUCUAGACAAUUUGACUUUUUUAAAUUUUUUUUUUAAAUACCAGUGCAUGACUGAACAGAAGAUAUUGGUCAGGAUCUGUUUUGAACAGAGCAGUUGAUUACUGUGCUCCUUCCAUGACUACAAAAAAAAAUAGAAACUAAAAAACCAAACGAAAACAAACAAAGAGUUCAUUUUUUUUGGCAAAAUUUGGCAGCGUUGAAAAUGGUAACAGCCUUGGACGAAUGAUGGCCCUUUUUUAUUCUUUUACAUGUUCCUAAAAAGAUUAAAGAGCAACAUUAAAAAUCCAGUCCUUUUUUUAGUUUAGGGUUUUUUUGUGUGUGGUUUUGUUUGUUUGUGUUUUUUGUUUGUUUGUGUUUUUUUU
Poecile atricapillus (Black-capped chickadee) is the source of this 8889-nucleotide messenger RNA. RefSeq names its product pyroglutamyl-peptidase I like (gene PGPEP1L). Gene Ontology annotation, biological process: proteolysis. Bases 102 to 725 code for a protein of 207 amino acids. Lineage: Eukaryota; Metazoa; Chordata; Aves; Passeriformes; Paridae. Gene Ontology annotation, cellular component: cytosol. The record is from RefSeq and is a predicted model, not a curated record. The transcript is spliced from 5 exons. Gene Ontology annotation, molecular function: pyroglutamyl-peptidase activity.